CCCUGGGCGUAUGAGGAGGAUGCUACAAUUCUCCGUUUCGUUCUGAAAUUCGGGAUCAAAGACUGGACUAUGAUCGGAACUCAGGUUCCCAAUCGUACGCCGAAACAAUGCAGGGAGAGGUACAAGAAUCAGCUCGAUCCUUUCAUCAACCGAGGCCCAUGGACGGAUGCGGAAGAUGACCUGAUCAUCAAAGCGCACAAAAUUCACGGAAACAAGUGGACUGCGAUUGCGAAGCUCAUUCCAGGCCGCACAGACAACGCUAUCAAGAAUCACUGGAAUUCCACCUUGCAGAGAAAAAUG
This is a messenger RNA of Guillardia theta CCMP2712, 300 nucleotides long. RefSeq lists its product as hypothetical. Gene Ontology annotation, cellular component: nucleus. Gene Ontology annotation, biological process: regulation of DNA-templated transcription. The transcript has a single exon. The annotation marks the transcript as partial. Gene Ontology annotation, molecular function: DNA-binding transcription factor activity, RNA polymerase II-specific; RNA polymerase II cis-regulatory region sequence-specific DNA binding. NCBI's taxonomy places the organism in Eukaryota, Cryptophyceae, Pyrenomonadales, Geminigeraceae. The record is from RefSeq and is a predicted model, not a curated record.